Messenger RNA from Pongo pygmaeus (Bornean orangutan), 4397 nucleotides. RefSeq lists its product as uncharacterized. The record is from RefSeq and is a predicted model, not a curated record. The coding region runs from base 2077 to 3243 and encodes 388 amino acids. NCBI's taxonomy places the organism in Eukaryota, Metazoa, Chordata, Mammalia, Primates, Hominidae. The transcript has 2 exons.
ACUUGUCCCUGAGCGGCUGCUCAGAGGAGGGAGGCAGAAAAGGAAACUGGGUGAGCACCCGCCAUGGGCGAGCUGUGCUUUAAGCCUGAGCGGGGCCUUUAACACUGGAAGGCGCCAUUCUGUAACAACCCUCCCGCUCCAUCUCUGAUUGCAUCAGGCUAAGGGGAAUCUUAAGGGAAUUUCAGAUGCUGACCAUAGGACCCCAAGAGCAAUACAGCAGCACCUGUGAGGAACGCAAGAGGCUCACGCAGGAUGCCCCCGUGGCAAGGCAGGGGUGGGGGCACCCAGGCUCACGUCAGAACCUUCUCUUUCUCCUGAGAAGCUCUCACUCCACCCCAUACCCCAGUGACCAGCAAUUCAGUGGUUCCAAAAGUACCCUGUCCUUGAUGAGAGCGGCAGCGCGCCCUGACCCACAGGCCCACCUGCUGAGUGCUGUUACCUGCAGGAGCAGGAGGCAGGGGCUCUCGCUGGUCCAUGCUGCAACUCCAGAUGCCUCUCUCAGCUCUGUUAAGGGAAGGAGCUCCUGCAAGAAGGAGAGACACUGCUUGUCACCGUUCAGGUGGAUAAACACGCACUCAAUAGGUGCAGGGCUGUCGACAGAGAACCCCGCAAAAAGGAAGAGCUGUCAUUACUAGCCAUAAUUAGAAGACUCGCCACCUAUUAGUCGUGAAUACUUGUAAAUCUCCCUUGAAACAACAUUCAAGGGCAAAACAAAAGAGACUUCUCAGAGUUGGAGUGACUUCACCUUGAAAUGUAGCCAGAAGUUUAUUUUGCAACUUGGAUUCGCUGGCCAGGCCCACCCAACCUGACAGUGGCUUCAACUCCUUGCUGAAUUUCCCACCGUAUUCUAAAGGGAGAAAUCAACAUGUAAACCAAACGUGUUUCUUCUAGACUUAGCUGGGAUCAGGCGCGGCGCUGACAGCCCUCUCCACUCCUUUUUCUUCCAGACUUAGCUGAGAUUAGGCAUGGCGCUGACGGCCCUCUCCACUCCUUUUGGUCCACCUCGCCAGCGCAACUCCAAGACGUGGGUACUGUUAUUAUUUUUCAAUGGAGAAAACACUGGUUGGGAGACUUGAGACACUCACCCAAGGCUACAGCUGAGGGUAGGUGGCUGACGCGAAGGCUACAGCUGAGGGCGGGUGGCUGACGUGAAGGCUACAGCUGGGGGCAGGUGGCUGACGUGAAGGCUACAGCUGAGGGCGGGUGGCUGAUGCAAGCACCCAGAGCCCGGCCCAGGCCCCGGCACAUCCCUGCCCUUCCACCCACCGGCCGGGAGACGGGGCAAGUGAGGUCAUCGCUCCACCUGGAAUAUGUGGGGAGUCACAGGAUCCAUAUCGGGUGCCCUUGCAGGUGAGCUCCCUGUGCAGCGAGCAGGGUCCAAGUGCCGGCCAGCGCACCCAUGAGGCAGGAGGGGCCCACCCUCUCCACCCCAGCAACACCCGUGAGACGGGAGGUGCCCAUCCUCUCCAGCCCAGCAGCACCCGUGAGGCGGGAGGUGCCCACCCUCUCCAGCCCAGCAGCACCCGUGAGGCGGGAGGUGCCCAUCCUCUCCAGCCCAGCAGCACCCGUGAGACGGGAGGGGCCCACCCUCUCCAGCCCAGCAGCACCCGUGAGACGGGAGGGGCCCACCCUCUCCAGCCCAGCAGCACCCGUGAGACGGGAGGGGCCCACCCUCUCCAGCCCAGCAGCACCCGUGAGACGGGAGGGGCCCACCCUCUCCAGCCCAGCAGCACCCGUGAGGCAGGAGGUGCCCAUCCUCUCCAGCCCAGCAGCACCCGUGAGACGGGAGGUGCCCACCCUCUCCAGCCCAGCAGCACCCAUGGGACGGGAGGUGCCCACCCUCUCCAGCCCAGCAGCACCCGUGAGACGGGAGGGGCCCAUCCUCUCCAGCCCAGAAGCACCCGUGAGGCAGGAGGUGCCCACCCUCUCCAGCCCAGCAGCACCCGUGAGGCAGGAGGUGCCCAUCCUCUCCAGCCCAGCAGUGAUUCCAUAGGAUGACAAAGGAUGUUAUCCUUGGAGGGAAAGCUGUCAUUUCCAAGUUAAGGUCAGACAGACAUGCUUGGACCACAACAGUGAAUGUGGGGAAUGACGCUCAUGGAAGGAAUCCUCAGAGACAAGUGCAGCAAACACACCGGACAGUACCCACACCGGACAGCAUCCACACCAGACAGCAUCCACACCAGACAGCUUCCACACCAGACAGUCCCCACACCAGACAGCUUCCACACCAGACAGCUUCCACACCAGACAGCUUCCACACCGGACAGUCCCCACACCAGACAGCUUCCACACCAGACAGCUUCCACAUCAGACAGUCCUCACACCAGACAGUCCCCACACCAGACAGCUUCCACACCAGACAGUCCUCACACCAGACAGUCCCCACAGUGGACAGCUUCCAUACCAGACAGCUUUCACACCAGACAGCUUCCACAUCAGACAGCUUCCACACCAGACAGCUUCCACACCGGACAGUCCCCACACCAGACAGCUUCCACAUCAGACAGCAUCCACACCAGACAGCAUCCACACCAGACAGCUUCCACACCAGACAGUCCCCACACCAGACAGCUUCCACAUCAGACAGUCCUCACACCAGACAGUUCCCACACCAGACAGCUUCCACACCAGACAGUCCUCACACCAGACAGUCCCCACAGAGGACAGCUUCCACACCAGACAGCUUUCACACCAGACAGCUUCCACACCAGACAGUCCCCACACCAGACAGCUUCCACACCGGACAGUCCCCACACCAGACAGCUUCCACACCAGACAGCUUCCACACCAGACAGCUUCCACACCGGACAGUCCCCACACCAGACAGCUUCCACACCAGACAGUCCUCACACCAGACAGCUUCCACACCAGACAGCUUUCACACCAGACAGCUUCCACACCAGACAAUACCCACACCAGACAGCUUCCACACCAGACAGCUUCCACACCGGACAGCUUCCACACUGGACAGUCCCCACACCAGACAGCUUCCACACCAGACAGUCCCCACACCAGACAGCUUCCACGCUGCACAGUCCUCACAUCGGACGGCAUCCACGCCAGAUGGCCCCCAUGCCAGAGAGUCCCCACGCCAGACAGCUUCCAUGCCAGAUGGCCCCCACAUCAGACAGCCCCCACACCAGACGGCCUCCACGCUGGAUGGCCCCCACUCCAGAUGGCAUCAAUGCUUCCGACAAUCGGAUCCCAUGGACAGAGAGGACCACACUGGCUCUGAGACCCUGACAAAACCCAAAAUGACCCUUCAGCCUCAGUCAAAAAUAUUCAGCCAACACCAACUGUGCUGAAGAGUGCGUGGCUCUCUGAAGGAAUGCACACGUGGUGUCUGAAGAGGACUGCCACCGGCGUGCACACAGCAGCAGGACCGGACGCUGACUGCUGCCCUGAGUGCAGAGGGAGGGAUGGCUUCUUCCCAGGCUGGGCGAGCGCCGGGUGGCUGUGGGAAGGAGAGGACUCCUUCAUUCGUCAGCCUGGCCUGGAUGACUCUGCAGCCUCAGAGCCGGAUGGAAGAAGAGUACGUUCCACGGCUACAGCAUCUCCCAACAAAGAAAAUUAACAAUGCUCCAACAUAGCUAUGAGUCCUCAAGAGUUUAGGUUGACGUCAUCUUUCCCUGGGACGCUGGCACCAGUGCCAAUGCCAUCUCACGCAUCAGGAUCGCUGGAGAUGGAGUCCAGGCCCCUUAGAGAAAGGAAGGCCCCCCUGAUACCCCCGGCAUCCCUGGUGGGUCCCAGCCCAAGGUCUGUUCCUUCCACAGUGCACCAGGACCUCGGGGAACAGGACAGAUGAAGACGCAUCCACCAUACGAAGAGGAGACAAUGAAUAAAUGCCCUGAACUCUGUGGAGGAGACAAUGAAUAAACCCCUUUGAACUCUGCAGUCCUGAGGGGAGAUGGAGGAGGAAACCGUACCUAGAGCACCUGUGAGAGUGAGGAGCAGUGUCCCCACGACCCCGAGUCCUCACCACCUUGACUCACUGUGAGGCACGUGGUAUCCCUCAGUUUCUCAACUGCUGAAGAAACAAAGGUCGCAGAUUCACCUGUCCAACAUUAGUAAUGUGACGCGGCUGAGGAGCCAGGCAGCCUCGGGCUUCAGAGAAAAUCAGCGCCCUCCCCUCGUCACCCACGCUCUGUUUGCAAAGGUGGUGAGCAAGUGACAGGGCCAGAAGCACACUCUUCCCCUUCCUGCCCUGGACAAGGCCAGCUGUACGCCUGCCGGGUCUGUUCAAGAAUGAACACCACACUAGCACACUCUACCUGACAGCCACAUGGCUUUGUGUGUCUUCAGAGAAUUCUGUUUCCUUAAGCCCUGUUUACUCUCCAUUUUUUAAACCACACUGUGUAAAUCUCAUUCAUGCUAUUUGUUUCUCUACUAAAAUGCAU